AGCGCAGCCCUCCCCCAGGACGCCGUCAUGCUGCACAGCUUCACCCUGCGCCAGCAGCUGCAGACCACCCGCCAGGAGCUGUCCCACGCGCUGUACCAGCACGAUGCCGCCUGCCGCGUCAUCGCCCGGCUCACCAAGGAGGUCACUGCCGCCCGAGAAGCUCUGGCCACCCUGAAGCCGCAGGCUGGCCUCAUUGUACCUCAAGCUGUGCCUAGCUCUCAGCCGAGUGUGGUGGGUGCAGGCGAGCCCAUGGACCUGGGUGAGCUGGUGGGAAUGACUCCCGAGAUCAUCCAGAAGCUGCAAGACAAGGCCACGGUGCUGACCACGGAGCGUAAGAAGAGAGGCAAGACUGUGCCGGAGGAGCUGGUGAAGCCGGAGGAGCUCGGCAAGUACCGGCAGGUGGCAUCACACGUGGGGCUGCACAGUGCCAGCAUCCCUGGCAUCCUCGCACUGGACCUCUGCCCCUCCGACACCAACAAGAUCCUCACCGGUGGCGCGGAUAAGAACGUGGUUGUCUUCGAUAAGAGCUCUGAGCAAAUCCUGGCCACCCUCAAAGGCCACACCAAGAAGGUCACCAGUGUGGUGUUUCACCCGUCCCAGGAGCUCGUGUUCUCCGCCUCCCCGGAUGCCACCAUCAGGAUCUGGUCCGUCCCCAACACCUCCUGCGUGCAGGUGGUGCGGGCCCAUGAGAGCGCUGUCACCGGCCUGAGCCUCCACGCCACAGGCGACUACCUCCUGAGCUCCUCGGAUGACCAGUACUGGGCCUUCUCCGACAUCCAGACUGGGCGCGUGCUCACCAAGGUCACGGACGAGACCUCCGGCUGCUCACUCACUUGUGCACAGUUCCACCCGGACGGCCUCAUUUUUGGGACAGGAACCAUGGACUCGCAGAUCAAGAUCUGGGACUUGAAGGAGCGCACCAAUGUGGCCAACUUUCCGGGCCACUCGGGCCCCAUCACCAGCAUCGCCUUCUCCGAGAACGGCUACUACUUGGCCACGGCGGCCGACGACUCCUCCGUGAAGCUCUGGGACCUGCGCAAGCUGAAGAACUUCAAGACGCUGCAGCUGGACAACAACUUCGAGGUGAAGUCCCUGAUCUUUGACCAGAGCGGCACUUACCUUGCCCUUGGGGGCACAGACGUGCAGAUCUACAUCUGCAAGCAGUGGACGGAGAUCCUCCAUUUCACAGAGCACAGUGGCCUGACCACGGGGGUGGCCUUUGGGCACCAUGCCAAGUUCCUGGCAUCCACGGGCAUGGAUCGGAGCCUCAAGUUCUACAGCCUGUAGCCACACCGCACCUGCGGGGGCCGGGCCACUGGGCAGCGGGUAGUUAGGGAGGGCGGGUGGCAGGGGGCACUGCGGGGACGCUCGUGUCAUCUCUCUGGGGCGCCUGAGGGCCGUGCCAUGGAGACCACAUGGUCCACACGGCCCACACGGCCCAGGCCUCGGGGGCAUGGGGAGGGGGGGUCCUGCAGGUUUUAUAAGCAGCCAUUUAGUUUCAUUAAAA
Fukomys damarensis (Damara mole-rat) is the source of this 1507-nucleotide messenger RNA. It is a transcript of the gene Prpf19, whose product is annotated as pre-mRNA processing factor 19. Bases 28 to 1287 code for a protein of 419 amino acids. Gene Ontology annotation, biological process: DNA repair; mRNA splicing, via spliceosome. NCBI's taxonomy places the organism in Eukaryota, Metazoa, Chordata, Mammalia, Rodentia, Bathyergidae. The transcript is spliced from 13 exons. Gene Ontology annotation, molecular function: protein binding; ubiquitin protein ligase activity. The record is from RefSeq and is a predicted model, not a curated record. Gene Ontology annotation, cellular component: Prp19 complex; cytoplasm; U2-type catalytic step 1 spliceosome.